AUGAAGCCACAAGACAUGCAACUCGCCUUCCUCACUACUCCCUCCACCGUCGUCUGGUAUCGAAUCGCCCCGUUACUAUAUUUCCUUUACGUCGUCCCUUCUUUUGUGAUGGGUCACCGUAUCAUCGUCAAUUGCGUUUUUCUGCUUUCUACCGGCUUCACUUUCCUGGCUCUCCUGUCUGGUGUCACACGCUCGCUGUGUUCUUAUGCGGGCCUGAAACCAACCUCCUUCUGUGAAGCCAUGCUGAGCUCCAGGGAGUUCAUCGCACAAUUAUCAGGCCUUUCGUCGGAGUUAGGGCAAUGUGCAGCUCAAUUCCAGGCAUACUCCACGUUGGCGCCUCCGCUCCUCACUAAUUUAUCGAAUAUCUACGUGGAAACUCGAAACGUGGCAUUCCUCGUCCAUUCAAGCAAUAUUUCUUCGAGACAUGUUAUUGGUCCUUUCCUCACGGAGAACGAAAGGGAUAUACUUGAUCUGUCUCGUUCCCUCUUACAACUGCGUCACCUGGUAGAAGGUGGAUCUAAUCAAAUCAGGGAUCUUGAAGGCUACGUCAUCCGCAGUUCAACGAUGGUAGUCAAGUGGCUCGGCCCUGACACCGCUUUCUGCAAAAUCGCCAGCCUCGUCAUCGCACUCCCGUCAUGUUCAAGGAACCCUUCUGCCUCAGUGGUUCUUAGCGAUGUGGUGUCAGCAUUCAACCGCUUCUCCCGCACCGUAGCCUCUCAUUCUGAUGCUACCUUGGCGAUUCUCAGCCGUUUCGACUCCCGUCUUCUCCACUUGGGCAACCUCGUCAACAAGGAAGCCGGCACACGUCGCCAAACAUACGAAGUUACCUUGUCGUCCAUAUGGUCUACUUUUGGAGGGAAUAGGGCGCAAUUAGCAAGUAUAUCGCUAGACCUGGACAUUUUACAGCGAGCCCACUCAUAUGUAUUGGCGGUCACCCGCUUCAACUUCGAAACUUUUCAGGCCGUGGAACAUGUAAGGCUCCACGCUCAAGAUGGGGAAGGACCAAUUUCAAGCGCAGAGGAAGUUCAUAACACGAUAGAAGCUUUGCGGGGCUCCCGAGUUAUGCGAUUAGAGCUCUGA
Molecule: messenger RNA, 1080 nt
Organism: Pleurotus ostreatus (oyster mushroom)
Lineage: Eukaryota; Fungi; Basidiomycota; Agaricomycetes; Agaricales; Pleurotaceae
Exons: 2
Coding region: 1-1080 (359 amino acids)
Source: RefSeq, a predicted model, not a curated record